AGUCAAAGAAAAGUCAAAGCGACAACGUUAUAUAGCAGUGCAUCAAUUACCAAAAACACCCUGAAAUUGUUUUCUCCGCUUCUUCACGCCCAUGCCGUGUCUAACCAAAACCCCUCGCUUUCUCUCUCUAAAAUGUCCCCACUCCAACUUCUCUCUCUUCAAAAAACUGAACCUCAUUCCUAACUAUCGCCGUCUAUCAGCAAAAAUGGAGGCUCAAUCAUCUACAACCCUUGUUCUAUGCGGCAAGUCGAGUGAAGAAAAUGAAGCAGCGCGGUUAUUGAAGAUUAACAACGUGUUGAAACUCCCAGACACUUCUCCAGUAACUGCUGUUCUGCAUUCGGAGGCUGAAAAUCGAGAGAGAAUUGAUGGCGGCGAUUCGUUUCGAAUAAAUUCGUACAUGAAUUUUCUGUCUACUUAUCGUUUUGGGAAGCUGCUCGUUUACUCUCCCAAAUUAGCUUCCACGCAUGAUGUUGUUUCUACUAAUUUUUUGGAUUUACCUAUCGGUGCUGUAUGUGUUGCUGACGUGCAGUUCAAAGGCAGAGGUCGGUCGAAGAAUGUGUGGGAAUCGCCAAAGGGAUGCCUUCUGUUCUCAUUCACUCUACAGAUGGAGGAUGGGCGAAUUGUGCCGCUUGUGCAGUAUGUUGUUUGUCUGGCUAUGACAGAGGCGAUUAAUGAUGUUUGUCGAAGAAAUGGUAUGCCUUGUCUUGAUGUUAGAAUAAAGUGGCCAAAUGAUCUAUAUUUAGAUGGUCUCAAAGUUGGAGGCAUUUUGUGCACAUCAACAUAUAAAGAUAAGAAGUUCAAUGUCAGUGCUGGAAUUGGCUUGAAUGUCAAUAAUGAGAAACCAACAACAUGCUUGAAUGCCAUUCUGCAAAGGUUGGGUUAUGUUUCUCACCAAUUACAGCGUGAAGAUAUCGUAGCAGCUUUCUUCAGUAAAUUUGAGAGCUUUUAUGAUAUUUUUAUUAGUCAAGGCUUUCAAGCACUUGAAGAGCUGUACUACAAGACAUGGCUGCACAGCGGGCAACGAGUUAUCAUACAGGAAAAGAGUGAUAAUCAGGAUCAAGUUUCAGAAAAUGUGGUCACAAUCCAGGGUUUAACAUCCUCCGGAUAUUUAUUAGCUGCCACUGAAGAUGGUGAGACAUGCGAGCUUCAUCCUGAUGGAAACAGAUUACUGGACGGUCCACGAUUUUCUACGUUUAUUUCCAUCCAAUGGCAUUUUAACUCCUUUUCGAUUUCUUUAAAGGGCUCGUCAGAAGAAAAGUGGCCUAAAGAAGCUUCGCUAAUCAGCCUCACCAUGUGAAUUUGUGAGAAACGUCUCUUUUUUCUUCCUUGCUUUAUAUUACUUUUCCCCUUUGUCACAUUAUCACUUAAUUUGGUCAAACUUAAUCAAAUUAGUCGUGUCUAAUAUUAUUAAGUUCGGUUGGUUGGUUCAAUUUUUUCGAAUAUAAGGACAAAUUGUAAAAUUAGUUUAAGGAAGAAGUUAGUCUACACAUGUUAGCUGGUCCACCAAACUCCUGUUGACCGACCUGACACCCUCUUGUUGUUAGCUUAAUUAUAAAUUAAUAGUUGUCAUUAGGAGUAGAAUAAGGAUAGUUUGCCCUCUUGUUAGAUUGGUUAACACCAAAAACUCUUCAAUAAUAAUUUAUAUAGAAAAAUUCACAUGUGGGUAUCAUUCCGAUUCUUUCUCAGUUCAAAGUCGGUCGGAACAUUGUAUUAUUUGUACUUCCCUUCAUAUUUUAUUUUGGAUAUUUUGACCAACUAUAAUUUAUUUCAAACCUGCUUGUUUAGUGGGGUAGCAAUUGCAACACUAGCCUCGAUACACCUUAGUACAGAUAGACAUUCUAGGUUUGCAGAUUUUUGUUAAUUAAUUACGAGAAGUUUUUAGUUAUUUGCUUAAAUAUUCAUCUGGAAAGAUUCCUGGUAAAUUAUACCCGUGUGCGCGCGUGCGCCCAAGGUUAGGUAAAAUUAUGUCUAGGGCUGUUCGAAAAAAUUACUCAAACAUGGUGAAUGUAAAUUUGCACCACCACAAAGUUUAUGUCUAAAAGGGUUAAUUGGCAAAAUAUGUGGUGACAUGAUAUAAGUACUGAUGUAACAAUUGGUACAUUUGGGAAUUUGGUAUGGGGCAUAACACGCAGUACUUGGGGUUGUUUGUCGGCUGUGUAAUAUUGGGAAAGAGAAAAAUGUUUGCUGGACUUGUCUCCACCAUUCACACGAUUUUCCUAGGCAAUACACUUUAUUUUUGUCCUUUCACCUGUAAAACUGUAAAAAAACAUACAGAAUCAUGGGAUGGUUGUGUGUGGUUUCUCGUGCAGCUAUCGAUAAAAUCCACGUCA
Molecule: messenger RNA, 2330 nt
Organism: Erythranthe guttata (spotted monkey flower)
Lineage: Eukaryota; Viridiplantae; Streptophyta; Magnoliopsida; Lamiales; Phrymaceae
Source: RefSeq, a predicted model, not a curated record